CAUUGAUGGACGGGAACAGCGGCCAGUGGCGAGGCGCUUGCCGCACUUCCCGUCGGGGAGAGAGUGUAAUAUGGCGAAGACCUACGAUUACCUGUUCAAGCUUCUGCUGAUCGGGGACUCGGGGGUGGGGAAGACCUGUGUCCUGUUCCGCUUCUCCGAGGACGCCUUCAACUCCACUUUCAUCUCCACCAUAGGAAUUGACUUUAAAAUUAGGACCAUAGAGCUCGAUGGCAAGAGAAUUAAACUACAGAUAUGGGACACAGCUGGCCAGGAACGGUUUCGGACGAUCACAACAGCUUACUAUAGGGGCGCAAUGGGCAUCAUGCUGGUCUACGACAUCACCAACGAGAAGUCCUUUGACAACAUCCGGAACUGGAUUCGGAACAUUGAGGAGCAUGCCUCUGCAGAUGUUGAAAAGAUGAUACUUGGAAACAAGUGUGAUGUGAACGACAAGAGACAAGUCUCCAAGGAACGGGGAGAGAAGCUGGCCCUGGACUAUGGAAUCAAGUUCAUGGAGACCAGUGCAAAGGCCAACAUCAAUGUGGAGAACGCAUUUUUCACUCUCGCCAGAGACAUCAAAGCAAAAAUGGACAAAAAAUUGGAAGGCAACAGCCCCCAAGGGAGCAACCAGGGAGUCAAAAUCACACCGGACCAGCAGAAAAAGACCAGCUUUUUUCGAUGUGUUCUUCUGUGAGGAACGCCGCCUUACUCUGAGCCUUGUUCAGCCGAGCUGACUGUGCCUGUCCUGAGUGAGCCCCUCACUCAGCUGGGGCCCCCCCUCCAAUGCCCCUGCCACGGCCACCGGGCCCAGGGCCACCAGAACACAAUUGAGAAAUUGUUUAUUUUAGUAACUCUGAUCUUUUUCAACUUUGGAGAUGGAAUAAGUUAAGAAUUUGCUAUUUUCCCUGUGAUGUCCACCGAACUGGCCCAUGCAUCGUGUAUCUGGAGAGAAAGAUGGACAUGACAUGACCAGCAACCUUGACCAAUAUGGUGGGCCUCCAUCUCUGGGGCCACGAAAAUUCCACUGCGAAGCCAGUCUGCGUCUCCUCGCGCAGAAGCAAGGCUCCCAAAGCCAGCGAUGGUUCCAGGAGUGCUGAGCUUCCCCCCGCAGGGCGGUGACCCAUCAGGCCCAGGAGGCAUCGCCGACACGUCUGACUCCCACGGUCACCUUUUCUCUCAGUUUUGGACAAGUGACAAAAACCGUUAUGUUUCUUUUUCUCCCCUCCCUCUUCUUUUUGACUCUCAAACCAAAGGGAAGCACAAAUUAAGGAAAUCCUGUGUAAGCGUUCGGAAGGAAGGAGGGGGGAGGGGCCUCGCCUGUCCACAGCCAGGUUUUGGCCUGUAAUCCAGUCAGGCCUCGGGCAUGGUCAGUGGGCCUCGGCAGUCCCUGUCUGAUCACCGAGGGGACACCAUGCAUCCUACGGGUGACCCCAAAAAUGCAACCACACACUGAUCACCCGCAAUUAAGGCGUUGGCCUCUCGGCCCCCAGACAGCCCCCACUCCCACAGUCUCUGAAUCGGAUGUUCUUUCCAGCUGAGAUUUUUAUUUUUCCAGAUCUGUAGUGCCAUCAAGUGAUUCCAUCUUUGAUUUCCAGCGGCAGACCCAGGUGACCAGGGACACGCAUGCAUCUGUGAUUGGAUGUGGCCGAGAGCAUGCAGCGUCCCAGGCAACAGACUGGCCACAGAGCUUUCGGGGAUGGUUUUUAACUGCUGUCAUUGGUUCUGUUUUGACAGCUCUGCCUUCCCAUAGAGGGUGCAUUUGAGACCAGGUCACCAGGUCCGAGGGGUGUCACGAGGGAGCCUUUAUAUUUCUUUUUCUUACACUUCACCCCAAGCUGCUGUCUACCCAAGCCACUGGCGUCGAAAUGUCUUUUUUGAAUUAAAACCAAUGUACCAGCCAUAGUCUGUUCCUGGAAUCUCUUAACAUGCUGUUUACAUCAAUAAACACACUUAAGGGAAACAAGUUAAAGCUCA
Molecule: messenger RNA, 1974 nt
Organism: Myotis daubentonii (Daubenton's bat)
Lineage: Eukaryota; Metazoa; Chordata; Mammalia; Chiroptera; Vespertilionidae
Gene: RAB8A
Product: RAB8A, member RAS oncogene family
Molecular function (GO): GTPase activity; GTP binding
Source: RefSeq, a predicted model, not a curated record